Cydia strobilella is the source of this 5903-nucleotide messenger RNA. RefSeq lists its product as uncharacterized. The coding region runs from base 792 to 4178 and encodes 1128 amino acids. NCBI's taxonomy places the organism in Eukaryota, Metazoa, Arthropoda, Insecta, Lepidoptera, Tortricidae. Gene Ontology annotation, molecular function: nucleic acid binding. The transcript is spliced from 32 exons. The record is from RefSeq and is a predicted model, not a curated record.
CAUUCAAUUCAUUUUAUUUUGUGUUGGCUGAAACGCGACUUGAUUUGGUUUGUGAAAAAUACUCGGAUAAGGUGGCUGCGGGCAUGCCCCGCCAAAAAACUAACCGAAAACCUGGAGAACGGUUAAGGAUUAUUCUUCAGUGAUAAUUUGCAAAAAGUUUGCCGUUUCCAACGCCAAAAAAACAGAUUUAGAUUUUUCGACGAAUUUUCAUCUCAUUUUCUUCUAAUGUGUGUUGGUGUUUUUAUUUACAAUUAGACGAUGUGGACAAGAUUAGACAAUAAAGUGUUCAGUGGCUAGUUCUAUUUUCGACUGCAUAGUGCUAAAUAUAUCGUGGUGUUCUUGUUUUGAUGAAUUACUCCCAACAGAAGGCGUCCAAAUUUUUUUAAUGGCGUCCAACAUAGUGAAAAAGCACCGCAUAAAAUCACCAACGUCAACCCAGCAAUAGAGAAAUAAAAAAAAAUGCACUCCAUCAGCCGCCGUCCACACCAUACUAUAAACCAUCUAAAAAUUAAAAAGAAACGCAACGAGCUUACCAACACUAAACCGAACGUGUGUUCCAAAUUUAAAUAGAACCGUUAGCGGACUCGCAUUCUAGAAUUUUCGAUUUUUAAUUUAUUUUAAAAAAGGAAGCUUUAAAAAAUUUCUAAACGUAAAUUACCAUUCGGAUAGUUGCCUUCUUAGUUAGUAGAUCUGUGAUUGGUCCAAUUUCUUGUAUAUUGUAUAAAUAACCACGUAGUUGUAUGUUGUGAUUGGCUGAUUUUCGUUUGGAGAUCGAAUAAAGGUACCAUAACAUGGAGAAUCCUGAAUCUGAAACGAGCUCCCCUCCAGAGGAGAGCAGCACGCUAAAUAGAAAUAGGAGUUUCAAGUCAAAACAACUAGUCAGAAGCCAGGCGAUACGCGAGUCGCAAUCUCCUCCGCGGCCCGCGUCGCCCGCGGUCGAGGAUGCCAGUACCGAUACCGUUACCGGUACCGGUAACUCUGUUACCGGUAACACUGGUACCGAUAACUCUGGUACCGGGAAUCCGGUGACAGACGUGGUGGAGGUGGAGGAGAAGAGGCGCCCGGUUGAAAUACACAUCACAGGCGGAGCAUGGGAAAGCGGAGAGCAGAAAUCUCGUCGCCGCUGGCCGCAGCAGUCGCGCGACUUGUUGUCAAAUGGACCUCGAGUCGCUUGCGUCGCGGGCUGUCGCUCACAGUGCAGGGGUCAAAGACGACGGAACCCUUGCCCUACCAAACAGGAUUCCGGCAUAUCGUGUCCCGAUGACUGCACAGACUGCUCCGACUUCGAGCAUACCGGAGGCUCCAGCAUCGAUGUCAGAAAAGCUUGCAGCUUGGAUUCGGACGAGUCAUAUUGCAGAUGUCCGGAGGGGAAAGUUAAACCACCAAAGACUAAUUCUUUAAGCAGAACUGAUUCAGCGGAUAACAAAAUCGAGCCAACUGGUCCCGAACUAGUCAACUUCAUAAGAGAAACAUUGAAUAAGAACACUCGAGACAGAAUGCUGCUUCUGAAGAUAGAGAAGGAAUUACAUGCACUUGUCACCGAUACUGGGCGGUGCAACUUCAAGUUCCCUUGUAUGACAUCGUACGAACGUAUGUUGGUACACCGAGUGGCCACUCUGUUCCAGUUGACGCAUCAUUUAGACCAGAACAGCAAGAAUUCUGUCACAGUCAGUAAAAGUGGCACGAGUGGCGGCCGCAUCCCGUGCACGAGCUUCAAGCAGUGGUGCACCGUCACCUUCCCGCCCAGCCCCGUCCGGCAGGACAGCGUUAAUGCCAAAUCAAUAUUAAAGCGCGACACACACUCGCCCGAGGACGGAAACGCGGCGAGUCGCGCUGUUGAACGGAGCAAGAGUCUAGAGCAGAGAGAGAGGGAGUACGAGCGAGUGAGACGGAGGAUAUUCAGCACGGACAACUGUUCGCAGGAUGAAUCUCAGUGGCCUUGGCUUCAAUUCGGACCAGUCAAACUGCUCACACCCGACACUGGGAGGAAUAAACUGUUAAAAGUACAAUCGCUAGAAGGCGCCGGUCCGCCUCAGUCGUGGCGCAACAGAGGACCUGUUUCAAAAAGCCACAGUUUUGGCGGCUACGGCGGCGGAGCAGAGAAUGCACCUACCAACCAACCGAGACUUCUUAGCCGGCAAGGUGACCUGGCGUCGAGCAGUUGGCGUCUAUCUCCCUCUAGCUCAGGGUAUAAGACGCUAAGUCUGAGGAGCACAGACUCUGUCACUCCUUCACCUACUGGUGGCGCGAGUCCAGAACCUGGAACGGAGAGUGUGGUGUUCGCGGUGGCCGACCUCGCCUGCGUGCCGCCCGGUGCGCUCGUCAUACACCCGCAGACGGGCCGCCCGCUGACCAACCCCGAUGGAUCUGUGUACCACUUCGACCCUCAGAACCCGCCCGUCAUGUACGACACCUAUCCAGACCAAAAGAUUCAAAAUUGCGAAAAGAGAAGAGGACGGUUGGAAAAACAGCACUCUUUUAUCGACACAGAAGCAGAAUGCCGUUGCGACGACGGUCGGAGCAAAUGUUGCUGCGAGUGUCGGCGACAUGAUGGUUGCAACCAAAGAAGCUGCGACAACAAGAUUUCUGUACAACCAGAGCAAAAAACUACCCCAAUGCCAUCAGACCCGGUCAAAAACCGUUACGAACAAAAUACGGAACAAACACCCAAUCAAACGACGCCGCCUGAAUCGGCAACCAAUCACAGACAAACUUACGACGCUGAAGCUACCCGCGUCGAAGAAUCGACCAAUCAGAGACCAGAGAUUCAGAAUGUUCAAACAUUCGAACCAGCGAGUCAGGUCCCAUUCGAACCUCAAAGAACGGAAUUCGAAAACCAACGGCCGUACGAGCCAAAGGUAUUUGAAAAUAGAACGUUCGAAGCGUCGAAUCAGAGGCCGCCGUCGUUCGAUCCGUUGGCCAAUCAAAGGACGGCUAGCGAAAAUGCGACGAAUCAGAUGACGCCGACUAACAAAUUGACCAAUCAGGAGAGCGUUGAGGUGCCGCAGUAUGUUCCGCAGCAUUACCACAAGGGAUUUAGAAAUGACGAGGUGACAUCGCCUACACAAAUGGUCCAGAACCCUAUGAUGGCUGACGUAGGGGUGUACAACAUUAUGGCCCAGGCCAAGGUCACUCCUGUACCCGUAGACCCCAAUCUCCGUCCGGUGUCCCUCACCAACAUGGUGUUCCCCGCCGUGACCCCGGCCUACCCCUACCUCAACCAACUGCGAAUGGAUCAGCCAUUGCAGCCAAUGUACCAGCCUUUGAUGGAGGAACAGAAACUAGCGCCCUCUCCCCACAACGAACCUUUUAGGAUCGACCCGUCGUACCAGUACGCGUACCCGUGCGGCGCCUGCGCAGGCGCAUGCCUCGACCCGCACCAGCACCAGCACCAGCGCCCGUACAGCGUGGGCUACGGGCAGCUAGAACAACAAAUGUUGCAACAACCUUACCCCGUGGGCAACGUGUUACUGCAACAUAACGUGCAACAUUAUCCUUACCCCGAUGCAAUGCAGUGGGGUAGCCCCAUGAUUCCCGGAGCGCCACCGAAACUACUCAUGCACGAGUUGUGCCCCGUGUACCCACAGUACCCCUACGUGUACCCUCAGAUGAUACCACAACCGUACCCGAUAGUCCAACCAAUCUACCCGACGCUAGACAAGGACAGAAGACCGCGACGCACACACACUCUUCCCACAUCCCAGCGAACCACCCCCCAGCCGAGGGACAGAGACAGCGAGAUCGCGCUCAAGAUACAACAGGUACAGAUAAAGGAGCAAAUGACGCAUCUGAACACCCAGGAUAAGGAGAGAAGCGGCAACGGGCUGCUAGGCAACGCGCCACCCAACUACAUGGGGAGAGUUGGGAGGAGUGUGUCGACGAACGACGAGACGCAGCUGUCGUCGGCGGCGCGCGCCAUCGUCAACUCCAUACGCAGCAUGCAGGCGCACGCGCACGCGCACGCGCACGCGCACGCGCACGCGCACACUAACCAGCACGACGGGCGGCGGCACGCGGGCGAGGGGUACCGCGAGCGCCGCGACGAGCGAGACGACAAGCGCGCACCGCACAGACAGAUGUCGCCCGGGAACUGGUGCAGACGGUCUCCCGGUCCCAUGCAUCCAGCUCUAAACCAACCGCGGCGGCCGCACCCAGACACACGCAACGGACGACGUUAACAUAUCCUACACACACACACAAACACGUCCCGGAAUCCGCCUUUAUACAUGUUAUACGAUUGUUUUACCAUUACACGUAUAGUAUGAAUUGUCUCACAUGAUUUUUAGGCCUCAAACCCUAAUUCGUUAAACAAAAGCCUUUGUUUCUUUUAUGUGGAGGCGCCUUAGUCGCGUGCCGAGCGAGUGCCAAAGCAACCAUGUCGUUAAAAAGCAACUAUCGUGAUAGUAUUAAGGUUCAAAAUGUAACAGCUCAUUCUGAGAUAACGAGUUUGGGUAAUGAAGGACGAACGGUUGCCUGUGUGGGCUCAGAAUGAGCUGUUACAUAAAUUUGAACCAUAUAAAUAGGACGGUUAAAUUUCUUUUUAAACGAGUUUGUUCCCGUUCAGUCAGUAGCGGUAGCAUUGGUAGCCGCUGAACAAAAGAUACAAAGGCUUUUGUUUAACAUUAGGGUGUGAGGCGUAAAAAUCAUUUGAGAAAAUUCGUACUAAACUGAAGCGCGCGGCUACAGCAUUCCGACUUGCAAUACAAUACAAUACAACCUGGCCUGACCUAAUAGCUGUUUAGCGCCAGUUGCACCAUCCCACUAGCCCGGGGUUAACCGGUUAAACCAGUGUCAAAUUGUACUGGUAACCAUGGUAACUCCAAGUUUAACCGGUUAACCCCGGGUUAGAGAACGGGCAAUCUUAAAAUAUCAAGCCAUGUCAGAAAGUAAUAAUAUAAUUUAAAGUUUUUGAUGAUUUUUCUUCCAUAAUAGAAGUACACUUUAACAAUAUUUUUCUUAUCCCUAUAUUUUAUUAUAAAGGUAGAUUUCGGGACAUUAUAUAAAUAAAUCAAUAGUCAAUAAUCUUUAAUUAACUAUAUAAAUAUAACUUGGCCAAUUGUGACAGUCUAUAGUUUAGUACGUUUAAGGCUUUCUUUAAAAAAAAACUCCAUACAUUUGAGUAAUGACUUUCCCCCAUAACUAACUUAAAAGUACCUAUAAAUAUGGGAUUUUUAAAUAGUUACAAUUUAGUAACGUUUGAUAUGGAUAUAUGUAAAGAACGCCUUAAAAAUAACCUAAAGUCAAAGGAAACUCGCCUCCAUGGAGAUCUCACAUCGCAAAGGAACUAGUCAUUUUUUAAAGCUAAAUUGCAUAGACUAUAGAGAUGUUUUUUUUUUAUAUUUAUUGUAACGGCUGUUAGCGGCUUUCCUUUGACGACGGAUUGAUUUUAAAAUAGUUUUUUUGCAAGGGGUCUUUAUUGAGAACAUAAGUAACAUCAAACAUUAUUGUUAAUAUCCAUAACAUAAGUAGUCAUGUACAGUACGUAUGGUGCUACUUUACCGCACUAGUGCGAUAAUAAGCACAUUACGCAACUAUGUCGAAAAUUUAAAGGGCCAUAUGUACUGUAAAACGUUGUACGAUACACGUGCGAAAAGGUACAGUACACACAUACACUUGUAUCGUAAUGUACUAUUACUUGACGUUAUUUCUAACUGUUGACUAUUUAGUACGAAGCACGUAUGUAUUUAGAUGACACUUCAUCAUUUAUGUGUAUAGUAUGAGUCUUCUCAAAUGAUUUUUACUCCUAAGACCUUAAUCUGUUAAACAAAAGCCAUUGUUUCUUUUGUGCGAGCGGUCGUGCGGUCGGCCAUUGUGUCUGAGCGCGUGCCAAAGCAACAAUGUCGUUUAAAAAGCGGCUGUAUCGUGGUGGUUUUAAGGUUCAAAUCUAAGUACAUGUAACAUGU